Haemonchus placei is the source of this 216-nucleotide messenger RNA. The record is from the annotation of a GenBank genome assembly. NCBI's taxonomy places the organism in Eukaryota, Metazoa, Nematoda, Chromadorea, Rhabditida, Trichostrongylidae.
GGAUCAGCAACUGCCUCAACGAACACUGUCACAUCUUCCUCACCUCUCACCUCGAAACCGUCAACGCAUACUCCAACACGAUUUCAGAAGAAAUCUGAGGCAAAACGACGACUCUCCAAUGUCAAAACGUCGACGACAUCGAUAAACAGUCAGGAAGGUUUUGCAGAGGCGCAACCAUUGAAAAGAAGUGAGUUGAUACCUUUCAUUGUAUCUUAG